Messenger RNA from Thecamonas trahens ATCC 50062, 1695 nucleotides. RefSeq lists its product as uncharacterized. Lineage: Eukaryota; Apusomonadida; Apusomonadidae. The transcript has a single exon. The record is from RefSeq and is a predicted model, not a curated record. Bases 1 to 1695 code for a protein of 564 amino acids.
AUGUCGACGCCGUCGCGGACGCUUGGCUCGUCUGGGCUCGGCACGACUGACGCCUCGGCCGAGCUGCGGCGGCAGAUCGAGGCCAAGCGCAAGGCUGCCGCCGAAGCCGCCGAAGUGGUGGCGGCCCAGGAGGCGCUGGCUGCCGAGCUGGAGGAGCUCGGGUCGGAGAUUUCGCGGCUGGAGAUGGCCAACGCCGACGCCGAGUUCUCGCUCGCCCAGCUUCGCGAGCAGGUCAUGAGCGCGCGGACGAAAAAGGCCGAGCUCGAGGCCGACGCUGCGGCGCUGGCGGCUCAGAUGGAUGACCUGGAAGCGUCUAUCGAGCGGCAGGCCGGGCAGGCCGACAACGACGCCCGUGAUGCAAAGGCAGCACUGACCAAGGUCGAGACUGAAAUUGCGGCGCUGCAGCACACUUGCGACGAGCUCGCGGUGAGCCUCGAGCUCAAGCGAGCUGCUGCCGAGGCGGCGGCGGCGGAAGUGUCGACAGCGGCGGCGGCAGCGGCCAACGAGCUCAGUGCUGCGCGCGCCGAGCUCAACGCGCUCACCACCACCAAGGCCAAGCUCAAGGCCGAGAUUGCGAGCCUCGCCCAGCCUUUGCCGACGGGCGAGCUCGAUGCGGCUCGGGACGAGCUCGCCGCGCUCAAGCGGGAACGCGACAGCCUGACGGCCGAGGUUGCAGAUUUACGGUCGGGCCGCGACGCGGCGGCGGCGAGCGCGGCGGCGACGCGUGCGACUGCCAAGGCGACCCAGGCGGCGGCGAUCGAGCUGCGGGCGAGCAUUGCGAGCCUGCAGGCCCAAGUCGAGAACGAGCGCGAAAGCGUCGAGGCUGAGGCUGCGGCUGCGGCGGCUGACCGCGACCGGGCGCAGGCCGAGAUCGAGUUGCUCUCGUCGGCGGCCGAGGCGCUCAAGGCGCAGCUGGCGGGACUCCGGAGCCAGCGGGCAUCGGCGGCAUCAUCCGACGAGUCCAAGGCGACCAAGAGGGCGGCAUCGGUGGCGCAGCUGCGGGCGCGGGUCCGUGAGCUCGAGGUCCAGCGCGACAGCCUCAAGGCGCAGAUGAGCGAGGCCGAGAGCUCAGCAAGGGCCAAGCUCGACGCGCUGCGGGGCCAGGGCGAGCAGCUGCUCGAGACCAAGACAGUGCUGAAGGCCGAGAUCCGGCAGCUCCGGGCCGAGUAUACUGAGCGGAUGACGGCGCUGGCGAGCGAGGUGACCGCCGCCCGCGAGCGGACAGCGAAGCUGGCGGCUCGUAAGGACGAGCUGCUCUCAAAACUUCUUUCGCUUCGGGAAGAGCUCCAGGCGCGAGUUGCGCAGGUGACAGCGGUGCUUGAUGCCGAGGGCGCACAGGCUGCGCGUCUAGAGGCGUCCAACAGCGUGCUGGCCGACGAGCUCGUGCUCACCUCUGCGGUGCUGCGGGCGUCGGCAUCACCAGCGAGCGGGCCCGCAGUGGCGCCGGCGCUGCGCAAGUCGGCACUGGCGACCAAGCCGAGCGUGGGCUGGGAGGUGGAGAACGUUGAGGCCGAUCCCAACGCAUCGGGCUUUGGUAACGACUCGAUGCUACACGCGCUCAACGAGACGCUCGGUAUGAGCAUGGUAGGCGCGGCAGAGCUCGAGACGGCAAAGGCCGACCUGAUGGCGGUCCUGGGCGCGUCGCGGGCCGAACCGCUGUCGCGACAGAGCUCGGUUCUCCAGGACCUUCGAUGA